UCAAUAUGUAUAAAUUUAUAAAGGAGGGGUAAAGUAAUAUUUAUUAAUAGUUGAGAGGGGUUUUCGUGUAAUUAACCAUUAUUUUAAUCAGCUGCCCUUUGAUUGGUGUACACUACAUUUCUUUCUAAAAUGUUCAUGCCAAGGUGAAGUAGUCAUCUAGAACAGGUGAAAUUGGGUCAAAGUUAUCUGCCACUUCUACCAAGAAUAAAAUGAGUAAGCAUCACAUGUUUGCCCAGAUCCCACCCCUAAUGGAAUCAAACCAUUCUCUCUCUCUCUCUCUCUCUCUCUCUCUCUCUCUCUCUCUCUCUCAAUAAUUUAGUUUUGUACUAAUACAGAGAUGCUAUGUAUCUAAAAGAUACUCAGAACAGUAGUGUAGAUUUUGUACCUCUGUUUGCUUUGAGUUUUCAAGUGAGUUUUUUUAUCUUUCGUGUUUUGUAACUCCCAUUGAAAUAGUCUAUAAAUACCAAGUCAGAGGUCUAGGAAUCAAGAAAAUAAAGUUGUAUCCUCAAAUUUUACUUUUCCAUCAAGUGCAGACAUGAGAACUCCAUCUGCCUUCUUCCUCCUUUUGUUGCUUUUCUUGUUUGCCAAUUACAGCAAUGCGAGGAACGAUCGAGCAGACUAUUGGAAGAGCAUGAUGAAAGGCGAGCCCAUACCUAAAGCGAUUGAAGAACUUGUCCAUGGAGAUUCAUCUUCGUCUGAGACCAUAAACAUGGAACACUUCAACAAGGCUUUCGAUACUAGGCCUAAUCAUAUACUUUAUCACAGCCACAUUGUCAAGGAGGACUUGAAGCAGGGACAUGAAAUUGAUUCAGAUCAAGGAGAGAUGAUUCAAUCAUCUGUUAAACCUGUCAAGCCCCAGAUAAAGUUUCCCGAGUAUAAUCAAGCGCAGAAAGAUCAUAUAUAUAUGCAUUUUUUGUAUUGUUAACUAGCUUAGAAUAGACACCUAAGAAUGCUUCAUUUUAGUCUUGUUUAAACUGUGUCCAUAAUGGUAUCUGUUGAAAGCUAGUGAGAAUUGCCAAUGGAAAAUAUUUUUCACAGGGGCAGCCCAGUACAUGAACCUCGCGCCACUAUAGGGUCUGGAAAGGGUCAGAUAUAAGCAGUUUUGCCCCUGUAUGCGAAGAGGCGGUUAAGAUUGUUGCUUUUGAUAUUCAUUGUAGUUUAAAAAAUGAUGUUUGUAGAGAUUUAACGAGAAAAUAUCAGAAAAAAGUUUUGAGGCAACAAUACGAUUUCAU
Camellia sinensis is the source of this 1232-nucleotide messenger RNA. The record is from RefSeq and is a predicted model, not a curated record. Lineage: Eukaryota; Viridiplantae; Streptophyta; Magnoliopsida; Ericales; Theaceae.